AUGUUCAAUUCUCAAGUGCCAGGACUAAAAGCUAAACGAAUAUAUGUGUUUCUUUGUUGCUUUCUUCAAUAUGCUAUGUUACACUCAUGUCGUUCUACUUGGAGUUACACUACUGGAAUAUUGACAUCUAAAGAGGAUCAUUAAUAUGACGAUUAAAAAAUAGAUGAUUUUGAUAAGAAUUAUUUGGCUGACGUUAACUUUGCAUUUCUAUUUACAUACGGAUCAUCAAUGUUAUUGUAAUUAAUCUCAUUCAUCAAAGCUUAGGGUAAAUAGGAGACAGAAUAGGACCUAAAAGAUUCAUGUUAAUUGGUACUUUUAUGACUGGAAUUAUUUAAUUAUUGAUUGCAGUAUUGUUUGAAGUUGAAAGACAUAAUAGAUGGUUAGUUUUGAUGUUAAUGAUAUUAAAUGGAUUGGCAUAAGCUCCAGUUUGGCCAGGUUUAAUGGCCAUAAUGAAUAAUUGGUAAAGCAAACCAAAAAAAGUUAUUGUUAUGGGAUAUUUUACAGCAUGUACAAAUAUAGGAAAUAUUUUUGGGGAUUUAUUUGCAUAAAUACUUAUAGAAUAAUUUAAUUUUAGAGUCAUAUCUCCUAUCUAUGUUGCUGCUAUUGGAGUUAUAUUAAUGUCAAUCAUAAAUAUUUUUACUAUUCCAACUGAUUCAGCUAAAGAAUAUAUUGCAUCAUUUCGAAAUCCUCAUACAAAAUCACUUGUUUAUAAAUAGGCACAUGCAGAAUAUUUGAGUAGAGCAGGAUCAAGAACUGGUUCAGUAGUAUCUAAUUAAGAUUUAGAUAUUUCAAAAAGCAAUAUCGAUCAAUCCCUUUUAACAGUAGCUAGAAAUACAAUAGGAGAACCACAAUUAUAACCUAAAAAACCUAAGAAAGACAGUAUUAAUAUGUUUUCUGCAUGGAAAUUACCCAAUGUGGCACUCUAUGCUUUUGCUUUUGGAUGCAUCAAAGCAGUAUUUUAUAUAUUAGCAUUUUGGCUUCCUAAUUAUUUAAAUGAUUAACAUUUGAAACAUGUCUCACUUAUAACUUAGAUGAUAGAAUGGGGAACAAUCCCAGGAGGUAUUCUAAUUUGGUAUUUCUAUAUUUUCUAUAUAGUUAUGCUGGAGUUUAUUGGAAUAUUAGAGCAAUUCUUAUAGUACCCAUUCUUUGGAUAGGUACAGUUGUGAUGAUUUGUAUCGAUCAAUUGCAAAAAAUUAAGAGUCAUAAUUCAGACUAUUUAUAUUAUAUUUUAGUGUUUCUAACUGGUUUAUUGAUUGGAGGAGUAUAUAACAAUAUUUCUGGAGCUAUUGUAAUUGAACUAAGUAAUAUGAAAGAAUUGAAAGGUUAAAUUUAUAUUAAAUUCUCUUAGGUAAUAAGAAAUCAACUGCAACAGUUACAUCUGUUGUUAUGGGAUAUGGUGCUACAUUUGCUGCUCUUAAUUAACUUAUUGUUCCACAAUUGGAAAAGAAAAUAUUUUUGUAUUGUGGAUUGAAUGCUAUAAUUGCAGGAAUGUUUCUUAUUCCAUUAAUUAUAAAUGAAUAUAAAAGACUGAAAGAAAAGAAGAGAAAUGUCGAAGAUUAAUGA
Molecule: messenger RNA, 1563 nt
Organism: Paramecium pentaurelia
Lineage: Eukaryota; Ciliophora; Oligohymenophorea; Peniculida; Parameciidae
Source: the annotation of a GenBank genome assembly